Molecule: messenger RNA, 1577 nt
Organism: Centropristis striata (black sea bass)
Lineage: Eukaryota; Metazoa; Chordata; Actinopteri; Perciformes; Serranidae
Product: 5-hydroxyisourate hydrolase-like
Exons: 4
Coding region: 98-457 (119 amino acids)
Biological process (GO): purine nucleobase metabolic process
Molecular function (GO): hydroxyisourate hydrolase activity
Source: RefSeq, a predicted model, not a curated record
CACAAUGCAUGCUGGGUAAGUGGGUGUGAACAGCGAUGGUACAACUGGUUGGGAAUGAGUUUGGGGAACUGAGCGGCGUGCUGACACAGAGCAGAUCAUGGCAGCAGCAGAGUCCAGCCCUCUGACCACUCAUGUGCUGAACACUGGAGACGGCGUCCCCGCGGCGAGGAUGGCCCUCAGCCUGCACCGGCUCGACUCCAACAUGAUGAUCUGGAGCAUGCUGAGUGUCGGGACAACAAAUGAAGAUGGCCGCUGCCCAGGACUCAUCAGCCGAGAAGAGUUCGGCCCCGGCAUGUACAAGCUGCGCUUUGAGACGGGUUUAUACUGGGAGAGUCUGGGUCACACUCCCUUUUACCCGUAUGUAGAGAUUGUGUUCACCAUCAGUGACCCGGAGCAGAGGUUCCACCUCCCUCUGCUGAUGAGUCGGUUCUCCUACAGCACCUACAGAGGAAGCUGAGUGGACGAAGAGCUGCAGCUUCAACACUCUGAUGGAGACAGAGUAGAUUUUAUUACUUGGGUUUACCCAGUAUAUAAUUUUUUUGUUUUUGGCACGUUUUUGUUACAUUUGCUGAAUGUUGUGCUUUAUAUACUGUGUGAUUGUGUUUAAAUGUACAUUUAAAGUGAUAGUUGGGUCAUCUAUAGCAGUUCCGUGACCGUGGAGAGCGAAGGUUGGUUUCUCACUGGACCUGUCAUCUAUAAGGGUUAAAUAAGAAAUUGAGCCGGGGUGCCCCUCUCAAAAAUGUGGGGAAAAUUUUUGAGUGCCCUUAAUCCAAAAUGGCUACCGUCAGCCAAGCUGGAAAUAUCUUUUUAAUGGUUUGGACCACAGUACUGCAUAAUAGAUGGUUUCUGAGACUAUUUGGGUCAAGAAAUUCAUAAGUGAUGUAAAUUUAUUGAUUUGGGUUGAUCAUCAUCACAUGACAUCAUCACCUGACAACACACAUGACAUCAUCACUACCUGACAUCAUCACCACCUGACAUCAGCAUCACAUGACAUCAUCACCUGACAUCAUCACAUGACAUCAUUAUCACAUGACAUCAAACAUGACAUCAUCACCUGUGACGACCCCUCCCACUCUGCCUAUGACUGACUCCUUUCUUAUCUACAUACACCACUCAUUUGUAAAUAAGUUAAUUAAAUUAUGUUAAAUAAAAUGAGUUUUUCAUGCUCAAUCUGUGUGUGACCUCCCUCCUUGUUACCACCUUAGAGCCAGGUGGGAACAAUCCUGACAUCAUCAUCACAUGACAUCACCACCUGACAUCAUCACAUGACAUCAUCACCUGACAUAAUCACCUGAUAUCAUCAUCACCUGACAUCAUCACCUGGCAUCACACAUGGCAUCAUCACCUGACAACACACAUGACAUCAUCACCACAUGACAUCAUCACCUGACAUCAUCACAUGACAUCAUUAUCACAUGACAUCACACAUGACAUCAUCACCUGUGACGACCCCUCCCACUCUGCCUACUUGUUAUUUCUGCUUUUGUUGCAGGUACUGGGAGUGGUUAGGAGGGUAGAGUGGGAGGGUUGUGAUUGUAACUGCCCAUGUGGGAUGGGCUCUCCAGACGGCAUAAAGG